Messenger RNA from Salvia splendens (bonfire salvia), 1581 nucleotides. Its product is annotated as protein FAR1-RELATED SEQUENCE 5-like. The record is from RefSeq and is a predicted model, not a curated record. NCBI's taxonomy places the organism in Eukaryota, Viridiplantae, Streptophyta, Magnoliopsida, Lamiales, Lamiaceae. The transcript has 8 exons. The coding region runs from base 1 to 1581 and encodes 526 amino acids.
AUGGAAGAGAGUAGACAAGGCUCUAAGAAUUUUAUACCUGGUGAUGCAUCCCAAUCAACUAAAGUGUCUGUUAAGAAGCAUGGCAUGAGCAAAGGGUAUGAGGUUUAUCAGUUUGUUGAGUAUCAUAAUCACUUAAUGGUUGCGGAUGAGCAUAGGAAUUUUAUGACGGCCGAUCGCAGUCUGGAUCUUAUCCAUCAGAGGUUUAUGGAGGAUUGUGGCAGGUAUAAUAUUGGUCCCACUCUCACAUUCAAACUUUUGAAGGAGAUAAUGGGUGGACCUGAAAAUGUUGGAUAUGCUCAAAUGAUUUUUGAUUAUAUGCGUUCUCAAAACGAAUCAUCUGAUGCCUUCUAUUAUGAAAUUGAGAUAGGAUCUCAUGGAAAGUUAACUAAACUCUUCUGGGCUGAUGCUAUUUCAAGACGAAAUUAUCAUAUGUUUGGAGAUGUAAUUUCAUUUGACUCAACAUACAACACUAACAGGUAUUGCAUGAUUUUUGCUCCAUUCACUGGAAAAGAUAACCAUUCCAGAGCAGUUACAUUUGGAGCUGGCUUGUUAUCAAGUGAAGGUAGAGACUCAUAUUCUUGGUUGUUUGGUUGUUUUGUUCGAUGUAUGGGGGUACCACCCAAAUUGAUUAUCACUGAUCAAGAUUGGGGGAUCAAACUUGCUGUUCAACAAGUACUUUUACAAACAAGGCACCGAUGGUGCAUGUGGCAUAUUAUGGUUAAGGUGUCAGAUAAGUUGCCCAAAUCCUUGCUUGGUAAUGAAGAUUUCAAAAAAGAGUUGAAUGCAUGUGUUUGGUCUGAUUUGUUAGAGCCUGAUGAGUUUGAUAUAUUAUGGAAUGAUAUAAUGGAAAGGUAUGGAUUAGAAGACGUGCACUGGUUUGGAUCGAUGUUUGAAGAUAGAGAAUUCUGGGUUUCUGCUUAUUUUCAAGAUUUUCCCAUCGGGUCGCUUCUUAGGACUACAUCGAUGUCUGAAUCAGAGAAUAGCUUUUUUAAAAACUACACAAAGCCUCGUGCAAAUCUUGUACAAUUCAUCAAUUUCUUUAACUGUGCUGUGGGAGAUCAAAGGAAUGCCAAUUCACGAUUGAACUACUUAGAUUACUCAACUAUUCCUGAUUUGUCAACCAAAUUGCCUAUUGAGAAGCAUGCAUCUACAAUCUACACUGAUUCUAUUUUCAAACAUGUACAACAGGAAAUAUGGUGGUUGAAGAGCUCUUUACUAAAGGCAGCCCAUGGUCUACCAUCUGAGGAGAUACAACCAUUUGAACAUUUGGAUGAAAAGCAGGAAGUUAAGAAAAAGUUGUUCUCCAACUUUUAUCGAUUAGUCCAAAAGUCGGAGGGAAUCAUUGAAAAGAAAAAGAUGGUUGAGAAAUUUUAUGGAAUGGCAGUACCUGAUGUCAUUGAUGUACACCCUCCAGACGUUGUUAGAACCAAAGGAUCAGCUAGUGACAGGGUAUCAGAGAGGGAGAGUGCAAUAAAGAAAGCAAAUAAGCCUCUACGACGGUGUGGUAAAUGUCAUGAGGUGGUCGUCAUGAUUCAAGAAAUUGUGGUAGAGUCAAUGAGAAGGCAGAUUGAAGCCAUUUGA